Chrysochloris asiatica (Cape golden mole) is the source of this 1905-nucleotide messenger RNA. RefSeq names its product solute carrier family 6 (neutral amino acid transporter), member 19 (gene SLC6A19). Lineage: Eukaryota; Metazoa; Chordata; Mammalia; Afrosoricida; Chrysochloridae. Gene Ontology annotation, cellular component: plasma membrane. Bases 1 to 1905 code for a protein of 634 amino acids. The transcript is spliced from 12 exons. Gene Ontology annotation, biological process: sodium ion transmembrane transport. The record is from RefSeq and is a predicted model, not a curated record.
AUGGUGAGGCUUGUGCUGCCCAACCCAGGCCUGGAAGACCGUAUUCCAUCCCUGGGGGAGCUAGAUACCAUCGAGAAGGAAGAAGCCUCCUCCCGGCCCAAAUGGGACAACAAGACGCAGUACAUGCUCACCUGCGUGGGCUUCUGUGUGGGUCUGGGCAACGUCUGGCGUUUCCCCUACCUCUGCCAGAGUCACGGAGGAGGAGCGUUUAUGAUCCCGUUUUUGAUCCUGCUGGUGGUGGAGGGAAUCCCACUGCUACACUUGGAGUUCGCCAUUGGGCAGAGGCUGAGGAAGGGGAGCGUGGGUGUCUGGAGCUCCAUCCACCCAGCCUUGAAGGGCGUAGGCAUUGCCUCCAUGUUUGUGUCCUUCAUGGUGGGUCUCUACUACAACACCAUCAUCGCCUGGGUCAUGUGGUACUUCUUCAACUCCUUCCAGGAACCCCUGCCGUGGAGUCAGUGUCCCCUCAAUGAGAACCGGACAGGCUACGUGGAGGAGUGUGCCCGGAGCUCCUCGGUGGACUACUACUGGUACCGAGAGACGCUGAACAUCUCCAAGUCCAUCGACGAGUCGGGCUCCAUCCAGUGGUGGAUCCUGCUCUGCUUGACGUGCGCCUGGAGCGUGCUCUACGUGUGCACGAUCCGAGGCAUUGAGACCACCGGGAAGGCUGUGUAUGUCACAUCCACGCUUCCUUACGUGGUCUUGACCAUCUUCCUCAUCCGAGGCUUGACCCUGAAGGGAGCCACCAACGGCAUCGUCUUUCUCUUCACACCCAACGUUACAGAGCUAGCUAACCCGGUCACCUGGCUGGACGCGGGGGCCCAGGUCUUCUAUUCCUUCUCACUGGCGUUUGGGGGCCUCAUCUCCUUCUCCAGCUAUAACUCUGUACACAACAACUGCGAGAUGGAUUCUGUGAUUGUGUCCAUCAUCAAUGGCUUCACAUCCGUGUAUGCAGCCACUGUGGUGUAUUCGAUCAUCGGCUUCCGAGCCACAGAGCGUUACGACGAGUGCUUCGACAUGAACAUCCUGACCCUCAUGAACGGGUUCGACUUACCUGAAGGCAACGUGACGCAGGAAAACUUUGUAGAGAUGCAGCGGUUCUGCAAUGCCACAGACCCCGUGACCUACAGCCAGCUGAAGUUCCAAACCUGCGACAUGAACUCCUUCCUCUCAGAGGGUGUGGAGGGCACAGGGUUGGCCUUCAUCGUCUUCACAGAGGCCAUCACCAAGAUGCCAGUGUCCCCGCUGUGGUCGGUUCUCUUCUUUAUCAUGCUCUUCUGCCUGGGCCUGUCUUCCAUGUUCGGGAACAUGGAGGGCGUGGUGGUGCCCCUGCAAGACCUCAAGAUCCUCCCCCUCAAGUGGCCUAAGGAGCUGAUCACAGGCCUGAUCUGCCUGGGAACCUACCUCAUCGCUUUCAUCUUUACUCUGAACUCGGGCCAGUACUGGCUGUCCUUGCUGGACAGUUAUGCCGGCUCCAUCCCGCUUCUCAUCAUUGCAUUCUGCGAAAUGUUCGCUGUCGUCUAUGUGUACGGUGUGGACAGGUUUAACAAGGACAUAGAGUUCAUGAUCGGCCACAAACCCAACAUCUUCUGGCAAGUCAUGUGGAGAGUGGUCAGUCCGCUGCUCAUGUUGGUCAUCUUCCUGUUCUUCUUCGUGGUCAAGGUUAAUGAGGAGCUGAUCUACAGUGUCUGGGACCCAGACUAUGCGGAAUUUCCCAAAUCACAGAAAACCACAUACCCCAACUGGGUCUAUGCCGUGGUGGUCAUCGUGGCGGGAGUGCCCUGCCUCACCAUCCCUGGCUUCGCCAUCUACAAGCUCAUCCGGAACCGCUGUCAGAAGCGCGGGGACCAACAGGGGCUGGUCAGUUCCCUGUCAUCACCCUCGGUGAAUGGAGACCUCAAGUACUGA